UAGAAAAGAGACUGGCUUGUGGGGUAUAGUCCGGAGGAGCGUUUUUCUCAGAUGGGUUUUCUGUAGUGGGAAUAGAGUGAUGUUUCUUUUCCACAGGCCAUUUAGGUUUAGACAAGCAGAGUGUUGUCUGGAGUCUUCUGGUCUUCAGCUUCGGCAGUCAGUGCUGCGUUCUCAGGAAAGGGUGGGAAGUUGAUGAAAUCUUUGGUAGGUUCUGCUCGAGAUUUAACACGCGGGGUUCGGACUUUUUGGGAGAGAGAUAUCCAUGUGCGAUUUUCUUCUUUUGAGCUGGUUUUGUGCGCAAGAGACUGAUUUAAGCUCCAUCUAAAGGCGACGAAAGAGAGUGGGAGGUUUUGUACUCCAUUUUCUGGAGAUGAUGGGUGAAAGAGGGCUGGGGAGAAUUCUUCUGCUUCUACUUCCAUUCUUGCCUAUUGCCUUGGGUGCCUUCGUGGGAAUAAACAUUGGUACUGAUGUUACUAACCUGCCAGAAGCUUCAGAUAUAGUAGCAGUCUUAAAAUCCAAUGAGAUAACUCAUGUGCGACUUUACAAUGCCGAUGCUCACAUGUUAAAAGCCCUUGCUAACAGCGGGAUCAACGUCAUGGUUGGUGUCACGAAUGAGGAAGUUUUAGGGAUUGGGGAAUAUCCAGCAACAGCGGCUGCUUGGAUUAACAAAAAUGUUGCCGCUUACCUGCCUGCAACCAAUAUAACUGCAAUUGCAGUUGGCAGUGAAGUUCUUACUGCAAUACCUCAUGCAGCUCCGGUUUUAGUUCCAGCAAUGAAUAACCUUCAUAAAGCUUUGGUUGCCUCUAAUCUCAAUUUUGUUGUUAAGGUCUCGACCCCACAAUCAACGGAUGUAAUACCGAAGCCCUUCCCUCCCUCCGCCGCAGCCUUCAACUCUUCAUGGAACUCUACACUUUACCAGCUGCUUCAAUUCCUGAAGAACACAAAUUCCUCAUACAUGUUAAAUGCUUAUCCAUAUUAUGGAUAUACUCAAGGGAAUGGGAUUUUCCCACUCGAUUAUGCUCUUUUUCGGUCACUUCCUUCGGUGAAGCAGAUCGUUGACCCGAAUACCCUUUUUCACUACAGCAGCAUGUUUGAUGCCAUGGUUGAUGCUACUUAUUAUUCUAUCGAGGCUAUGAAUUUUUCAGGGAUCCCUGUUAUGGUGACAGAAACCGGCUGGCCUUGGUUUGGUGGAUCAAAUGAACCUGAUGCGACGGCAGAAAAUGCCCAAACCUUCAAUAACAACUUGAUCAAGCGGGUGCUUAAUGGCUCAGGUCCACCUAGCCAGUCAGAUGUGCCAAUCAACACAUACAUCUAUGAGUUAUUUAACGAGGACAAGAGACCAGGACCUGUGUCGGAGAAAAAUUGGGGCGUGUUUUUCACCAAUGGGACUUCUGUGUAUCCUCUCAGCUUGGGCACAUCCGGCCGAAUCACGGGGAACUCUUCCGGGAUCUUCUGUGUAGCAAAGCAGGAUGCAGAUUCCGACAAGUUGCAAGAUGGGCUAAACUGGGCUUGUGGUCAAGGUCAUGCUAAUUGCGCGGCUAUUCAGGAAGGACAGCCGUGUUACUCACCCAAUACUGUGGCAAACCAUGCUUCAUAUGCCUACAAUGACUAUUAUCAGAAGAUGCAGGGUGUUGGCGGGACGUGCGAUUUUCAGGGCACGGCUAUGACAACUACGGUUGAUCCCAGUUACGGGUCAUGUAAAUUCACUGGCAGUUCAAACUCGAGCUCCACUGUGACUACUCCGGUCGCAUCUGCACCUUUCAGUCCUAUAGGCGGAGGUUCGCCAACUUCAGCUGUGCUAGCCUCCAAACUAAAAUACGUGAUUUGCACAAUCUCCGUUGUUCUUACGUUGCUUUGAUGAAGGGGUGGGCGCAUAUUCAGCUAGAGCAGUCGAUGGCGGGUUACUGGUAGAUCUUGGCUGUGAUGAAAUUGGUGGGAGAUUCUUGAGCUUAGUGAGGAUUCUUGUUCAUCCAUCCCUUCUCAUUUUUUUUGAAUGUGCUUUAGAGAUCCUUGCGUUUAGUUCCUCGUGGUCUGUUUUAUGUCAUUGUAACAUUUGAUUAUAGAAUCUGUGGAUAGAGCAUUGAUUCUUUGGAGGGGGGGAGAUGAGAAUGGACCGAUGCGACCGGGAUCCCCUUGCUUCCUUGCAAUUUCCCUGAAAAUCAGCCACCAAAUUAUGGUAGAGAAGUAAGAUGGUGUCCUUCAAAUUCAUCAUGAGGACAUGCUAUC
Molecule: messenger RNA, 2226 nt
Organism: Eucalyptus grandis
Lineage: Eukaryota; Viridiplantae; Streptophyta; Magnoliopsida; Myrtales; Myrtaceae
Product: glucan endo-1,3-beta-glucosidase 4
Exons: 5
Coding region: 371-1858 (495 amino acids)
Biological process (GO): carbohydrate metabolic process
Cellular component (GO): plasma membrane
Molecular function (GO): hydrolase activity, hydrolyzing O-glycosyl compounds
Source: RefSeq, a predicted model, not a curated record